Messenger RNA from Fulvia fulva, 396 nucleotides. RefSeq lists its product as uncharacterized. The transcript is spliced from 2 exons. Lineage: Eukaryota; Fungi; Ascomycota; Dothideomycetes; Mycosphaerellales; Mycosphaerellaceae. Bases 1 to 396 code for a protein of 131 amino acids. The record is from RefSeq and is a predicted model, not a curated record.
AUGCAAGCCAACGUCGCAACAAUGGCACCCGUGACACCAGCUGCGUUCUGCACCAUCGAACCUGCCAGCAAGUCAGAGCAAAGUAUCGAGCAGCAGCCAAUGCCAGAGUGGGCCGCCUCAGCAAUCUCGUACUUCCACCAAGGAUGUCUACCAGUCACACUCAUCGCCCUAACAAUAUCGAUAUGGUCGCUCUGGGCUUUGAGCGACGUCUUCCCAAGUGGAGGUGUCUGGACGAUCAUUCAGCUCGCCUUUGGCCUGGGCGUCUUCAAGGCAUCGGAGUGGGCUUGCAACAUGGCGUUUGCGGUAUACGCAAUGUUUGUUCUGAUGCACAGAGGAGUGAAGAAAUUGGCAGCGUCGCACAGCAAGCACAUGCACUCCAUUGGAGAGGAUUACUGA